Messenger RNA from Drosophila elegans, 1981 nucleotides. RefSeq lists its product as uncharacterized. NCBI's taxonomy places the organism in Eukaryota, Metazoa, Arthropoda, Insecta, Diptera, Drosophilidae. The coding region runs from base 359 to 1795 and encodes 478 amino acids. The record is from RefSeq and is a predicted model, not a curated record. The transcript has 9 exons.
GUUGGGCAAACACAACAAACACAACCGCACUCACAGUGAGUAGGCUGCAAAUCCUUCGGAUUCGUCCUUGUCCUUGGUAGGCCCGUCGGGCAACACAAAUAGACGUGUGCCAAAAUACACAAACAAAUGCGGAGCAAACGAAGCGAAAGUCUCGGAAGGCACACAUGAGACCCAAAAAACAGGAAAAAAGGGAAGAUGGAGCCGGGAUGAGACACGAAACGGGACAGCGGAUCCAUUUGUGUCUGGGUAGUUGAGCCGGCGUUUGAACUUUGCCAUUUAGGGCAGCCCCAAAAAAUGUGCCCAAAUAGCGAACCGUCUAAACAAAUACGGAGGGCCAUUCGAGGAGUGACAAAGGCACAUGCAAAGGAUGGGCGUCCAAUUGAAGCCACAGUUUAGCAGUCGCACAAGGGCGGGAAGCCUUCCCAACAUCCAACAACCCGCAAGCAAACCGACGGAGAUGAAUCGAACUAGUCGCAGACUUCCGGCGCUCUUGUUUGGCCUUCUGGUCUGCCUGGUGGCCCAGACCGCCGGUCGUCCUUCGACGGAGGACGAGAGCGACUUGGCCAUCAUACCGCCAGAUGCCGACAAUGUGGAGAUCCAUCAAGUGAAGUUCGUAAAUGGCGUCAUGCAGGAGGAUCAUCCGGUGAUCAUGUACAAGGAGGACUUCGUCAGUGAAGAUUAUGUAGAUCCCACCAAGAACGAGACAACUUCUGGACGAAACAAGAAGCACAAGCGAACGCAUCACCAUCGUGCGGAGCCACAGCUGGAGAACGAGGGGGAAAAGAUCCUUUUUGAUGUCCUGCCGGACAAGCCGAUCGUUCUGUCGGACGACCUUAAAACUCUUCCAGUCAGCAAGAUAGAAGCCGCCCAGCUGGCAGAACCCAUCAAGCUGGGAAAGCUUCCCAAGAAGUACCAUAGCCGCCAGCGCCGGGAUCUUCAAAAUGUGGAAAGUCAGAGAGUUAUCCAAUUUUAUCUUGACAACAAACCCGCAGAAAAGCACUAUUAUUUAACCUAUCGUAUCGCGGUGUCGAAUAAGAAACCCAAAUUGACGGAAGAGAAGGAUAGAAGAUAUGGGCAAACAAACUAUUUUAAAACACAGCAAUCCGACGGUCAGAAACCUGAUGCUGUUAAUACCCGAGGUGAAUUCGAUUUGAUACACGAUUCAGAUCCAAAGAAUGCGGAUCACUCUGUUUAUAACCAGAGCACUACUACUAAAACCCCAUUUAUUACUAUCAUGGACAGCGCUCCAGUUGGUGGCCCUAUUUUCGGCGUUCAAGUACCAGAUAACGACGAUAGGAGAGCGCCAAACUUCGAGUCCAGUGCGGGAACCCCGGCCCCAACACAGAGACCCGGGGCAAGGCCGGCCAACCCACCGCCCACCAGCGCGCCCAAGGUCAGCAACUGUGUGUGGGCGAUCGUGAACUGCUGCAGCGGCGACUCCAAGAAGAUCCGGUACAAUUGCUUCGAGGAGUUCAACUGUCACGGCGCCUUCUGGGACAUUAACCCGUGCGCCGAUCAAGAAAUCCGCGACGCGAAUCUCGUGCCUCUAGCCGGCUUCUCACCCCCCGGAUUCGCCCCUCCCCCUGCCUCUGCCUCUCGGCCCAUCGCCCGUCGGCCGUCCUUUAGGGAAGACUCCUUCCAAUUUCCCCAGGAGAUCGGCUACCAGGCGGGCAGCAACUGCCAUCGGGCCUCGAAAUAUUGCUGCGGCCUCAGAAAUUAUGGAUCCCAGUACGACUGCUUCCAACACUACGACUGCCACGAGAGCCUCGCGGCUAUCAUAUCCAGCUGCUCCUGAAAUGCCCUGGAUGAAUCUUCUAUUUGGUCCAUGUAUGCAUUGAAAAUCCGUCUGUGACGAGAGCCUCGCGUUUCGAAAGCCCCAUUUGCACCCUUAGGGUAACAUUGGAAUACACAAAAUGCCAUUUCUAGUCGUGCCUGUGGGGUUGGCCCUAAUUAAUAAAGAUUUUAUGCUGUUUCAAACUAA